Lachancea mirantina is the source of this 1458-nucleotide messenger RNA. The record is from the annotation of a GenBank genome assembly. NCBI's taxonomy places the organism in Eukaryota, Fungi, Ascomycota, Saccharomycetes, Saccharomycetales, Saccharomycetaceae.
AUGGUUCACCUAGGUCCAAAGAAACCUCCUCUAAGAAAAGGAUCCAUGGCUGACGUGCCAGCCAACCUGUUGGAACAAAUCCACGGGCUUGAGACUAUUUUCGCAGUCAAUGGCGACAAAUUGAAGGCCAUUACUAACCAUUUCAUUGGUGAAUUGGAUAAAGGUCUUUCCAAGAAGGGCGGAAACAUUCCCAUGAUUCCUGGUUGGGUCAUGACUUACCCAACCGGUAAGGAAACCGGUGACUAUCUAGCCAUUGACCUUGGUGGAACCAACUUGAGAGUUGUGGCGGUCAAACUGGGCGGAAACCGCGACUUUGACACCACUCAGUCCAAGUACAAACUUCCAGACCAUAUCAGAACCUCUUCAUCCGAGGAAUUGUGGUCUUUCAUCGCGGACUGUUUGAAGACUUUCGUCGACGAAGAGUUUCCAAACGGUGUCAAGGGCAAGUUGCCCUUGGGUUUUACGUUCUCGUACCCAUGCUCCCAGGACAAGAUCAACGAAGGUUACUUGCAGAGAUGGACCAAGGGUUUCGACAUCGAUGGUGUCGAAGGUAAGAACGUUGUGCCAAUGUUGCAAGAGCAAUUGGCCAAGAGACAAAUCCCAAUCGAGGUUGUUGCUUUGAUCAACGACACCGUGGGUACUUUGGUCGCCUCUCUAUACACAGACUCUGAAACCAAGAUGGGUUGCAUUUUCGGUACCGGUGUCAACGGUGCAUACUACGACGUCGUUUCUGGCGUCGAGAAGCUAGAGGGUAGAUUGCCUUCCGACAUCACUUCUGACCUCCCAAUGGCCAUCAACUGUGAGUACGGUUCUUUCGACAACGAGCACAUGGUUCUUCCAAGAACCAAGUACGAUCUCUUGGUCGACGAGCAAUCUCCAAGACCAGGUCAACAAUCUUUCGAAAAGAUGACUUCUGGUUACUACUUGGGUGAACUUCUACGUUUGGUUCUUUUGGAUUUACACUCUCAAGGUUUCAUCUUCCAAGGCCAAGACUUGACCAAAUUCCAAAAGCCUUACGUUAUGGACACUGCCUACCCAGCCAAGAUCGAAGAAGAUCCUUUCGAAAACUUGGAAGACACCUACGACCUAUUCAAGGGUCUUGGCGUUGAAACCACCAGCCCAGAGCGUAAGUUGAUCAGACGUUUAGCUGAAUUGAUUGGUAUCAGAGCUUCUAGAUUGUCUGUCUGUGGUAUUGCUGCUGUGUGCAAAAAGAGAGGCUACGAGACCGGUCACAUUGCUGCUGAUGGUUCUGUCUACAACAGAUACCCAGGUUUCAAAGAGAGAGCCGCUGAAGGUUUGAGAGACAUCUUCGACUGGGAAUCUAAGCCCAAGCCAGAAGACUACCCAAUUCACAUUGUUCCUGCUGAAGAUGGUUCUGGUGCUGGUGCCGCCAUCAUCGCAGCCUUGACGGAGAAGAGAUUGGCUAAUGGCCUAUCUGUUGGUGUCGCCGAGAAAUAA